AUGGAAACGGCUACUGCGACUUCGCCACCAAAAGGCGUCAUUGAGACACCAAGUGGUGCUCACUAUUCGUACAACAAUAAUCUUCUUUAUUGUGCUUCGAGUAGCACCGCUUCGGCAUCAGCUACAGCCACAGCAGCAGCAGUAGGAGCAAUGCCAUCAGUUGUUGCCAGAGGAGCUACAACAGCAUCAUAUCACCACCACUAUCCCACCACCACAACAAGCAACAACAGCAAUGUUUUUGCGGGCCACCGAACAUUAUGCAUUGGAGGACAUGACGAUAUUGAUGCAGCUGCUGUUAAUGAACUUUCACAACGCUUGCAGUCGGAAUUACGUGCGGCAAAAAGUCGUCAUUUGUCAUGCACUGAAGUCUCAUUGCCAUGGGAUCUAACGCCACGUAUAGCCGCUGAUAUGAUAAAAACCUCCGAGCGGGAACCUUGCGGGGUGCGAGGUUGUGCUAUUUUCAUCGAUUUUGAAUAUGAGACAGGCAAUGCCAGGCGCAUUGCAUCUUUCAAAAUUGAUCCAAAUACAGUAUCCACAUUUGAAUUGUUUUUAACACUAAAACAAGACAAGGGCGGCUGGACUUCAUUAUUGCCACAAUUUCUCAAGAAUCUAACACGCAGCAGUACCAUACUCAUAAGUCCACAUUUUACAUUAAAUAAACAUAAGCUUUAUGCCUUAGACGCAGACGAAGAAGAAUGAUUGAAGAUGAAAAAAAAGAGACAAUGAUGAUGUUUUUUGUGAAUAUGUGGAUAAGGAUCAGGAUCCUGAAGAAGAUCAAGAAUGAAAUAUGCAUUCAUUCAAUUCAUAUUAGAACAUAAAUGCAAAAAAAAAAAAAAAGAAACCAAAAAAUAAAAAAAAACCUACAAACUGAAUAUAAAAAUGAAAGAAAAAACAAAGUUGAUGUGAUAUUAAAAUAUAAUAUUAAUAGUUUAAGUAAACAGUAAUAUAAAAAUAUAAAAUAAUAAAAAUAAAUUUCAAAAAUUUAAUAUAUUUAAUGUUAAAGCAAAACAAAUCACAAUAGAAAAUGUAUUGUUUUUAAGUAUUUAUAGUUCUUAUUUUUUUUUCUUAUAUAUUCCAUUAGUCUUAAGUAUAAUUUAAUUUAUGCGCAAAUGUUUAAAAGAAAUGUACGUGCAGAGAAUUAGGAAAACGUUUUGUAUGUGUUCUUUAUAGAUCUUAUAUUUUUUUAAUUUAAUUUUUCCUUUUUUUAAAUAUAAACUGUGAACGAAAUCUGAAUUUCAUCAA
Messenger RNA from Musca domestica (house fly), 1242 nucleotides. Its product is annotated as protein charybde. Gene Ontology annotation, biological process: negative regulation of signal transduction; apoptotic process; regulation of TOR signaling. Gene Ontology annotation, cellular component: cytoplasm. The transcript is spliced from 5 exons. The coding region runs from base 1 to 699 and encodes 232 amino acids. The record is from RefSeq and is a predicted model, not a curated record. Lineage: Eukaryota; Metazoa; Arthropoda; Insecta; Diptera; Muscidae.